Molecule: messenger RNA, 3951 nt
Organism: Exaiptasia diaphana
Lineage: Eukaryota; Metazoa; Cnidaria; Anthozoa; Actiniaria; Aiptasiidae
Exons: 1
Coding region: 1-3951 (1316 amino acids)
Biological process (GO): DNA integration
Molecular function (GO): nucleic acid binding
Source: RefSeq, a predicted model, not a curated record
AUGCCUGACACAGAUAAAGCUACUCCUGGGCCGUCCAGUAAUCAUCAAACUUCGUAUAAUCUCCCUCCUCCGGAGAAAUUUAGCGGUGCAAACUCACCACAACAAGCCGACCUUUGGCAGAAAUGGUUUCGCCGAUUUGAAAGGUAUCGCAUUGCUUCAGGCCUACAGAAUAAACCGCAAAUCGAGCAGGUUGGUACUMUUCUAUASUCGAUGGGGGAUUGUGCCGAUGAUAUCCUUACAACUCUCAAUAUWGAUGAAGAAAAAGCUUCCUAUGACGAAGUAAAAACCGCUCUAAACAACUACUACGAGAUUCGUCGCAACGUACUCGUCGAACGUGBCAAAUUCAACAAAAGAAUCCAAAAACCUGGAGAAUCAAUCGACUCUUUUAUACAGGAUCUCUACAGGAUCGCUGAGGACUGUGAGUAUGGAACUUUAAAAAAUGAACUUAUUCGUGAUAGAAUAAUUGUGGGAGUGCUAGACGAUGCACUUUCAGACAGACUUCAGACCAAAACAAAACUCACUCUAGAAGAAGCAGUUCAAAUGAGCCGACAAUCGGAAGCUCGAAUACAAAGUAAAGAAGUCGUUCGAGGUGCACAGUCAAGCACUAGUACUGUAAACUUUGUCAAACGUUCUACUCAAAGCAGCACUCCAAAACCCAAACAUGACACAAGUAAACAUGCUCAAGCCGGUCCAUCAUGCCCUUGGUGUGGUAGUCGUCAACGUCAUGACAGAAAAAAAUGUCCCGCUAGAAAUGCAGCUUGUUUGAAAUGCAAGAAAAGAGGUCAUUAUCAGAAUGUCUGCCGGGCACAUACACAAGGAAAUAAACCUAAUUUGCAUGAAGUUGAAGUAGAUGACUCUGACAUUCCCUUUCUAGGAGAAAUCCAGGGGGGAGGGGAUAGUUGGACUGUGCAAGUAGGCAUAAAUAACCAUGUCACACGCUGUAAGCUUGACACUGGUGCUUCUGUCUCCGUUGUUAGUGAUUCACUCACAUGGCUUAAAAAUCAACCAUUGAAUCCAGAGCAACAAACACUCAUGGGACCAGGGGGGACUCGCCUCCCAGUCACUGGAUCAUUUAUUGCUACUAUUUCGUACAGACGACGCAAAAUUGAAGAGAAAAUCUACGUCAUCAAGAAUCAAUCAUGCUCUCUCCUCAGUAGAGCAGCUUGUGUUAAUCUAGGCCUUAUUCAGCGGCUUGACACACCUGUUGAUGAAGUCACUGCUACAACUCCAAACUUCAGAGCUGAAUUUCCUCAACUGUUCACUGGUCUGGGGAAAAUGGAAACAGAAUGUCACAUAACAUUAUGUGAUGAUGUUAAGCCAUCCUGUCUAUACACAUCUCGAGGGAUUGCCCAUCCUAUACUUCCAAAGGUUAAAGCAGAAAUAGAGAGUAUGCUUAAACUUGGUGUAAUAUCUCCUGUGACAUGCCCAACCCAAUGGUGUUCAGGUAUGGUAGCUGUACCAAAACCUAAUGGUAGAUACAGAAUCUGUGUGGAUUUAACUCGCCUAAACAAAGCUGUCCAACGUGAAAUCCAUCCAAUGCCCUCUGUCGAUGAAAGCUUAGCCAAACUGGGACAGGGAAAACUGUUCAGCAAACUCGAUGCUAAUAGUGGUUUUUGGCAGUUACCACUUGACGAAGAGUCUAAACUGCUGACAACCUUUAUAACGCCCUUUGGUCGCUUCUGUUUCAAUCGUCUCCCAUUCGGGAUUAGUUCAGCUCCCGAAAUCUUCCAGCGAGUGAUGUCCAACACACUAGAAGGACUCGAAGGUGUCAUCUGUCAACUCGAUGAUGUACUUAUUCAUGGAGCUAAUCAGGCAGAACACGAUGCUAGAGUGAGAGCUGUCUUGACUCGCAUACAAGCAGCUGGCCUCACCUUAAACGAUAAAUGUGAAUUCUCAAAGAAGUCUAUCAAAUUCCUUGGUCACAUCAUUGACAGCGAUGGAGUUCAUGCUGACCCGGGUAAGACUUCAGCCAUAUCUAAAUUCCCAACACCAUCAAAUGUCACUGAAUUGCAAAGAUUCAUGGGAAUGGUAAAUCAUCUUGGCAAGUUUGUACCAGAUCUGUCCAGUACUAACGAGCCACUCCGACAACUAUUACAUAAAGAUUCAGCAUGGACCUGGGGAGUUGACCAAGAGAAAGCCUUCCAAAGAAUAAAAGAACUUCUCCAGUCCCCGACUGUACUCGCUCACUACAAUCCUACCCGUCCAACCACCAUUGCUGCAGAUGCCUCAGCAACAGGUAUCGGUGCUGUGCUACUCCAGACACAACAAGAUGGACAUCGCAGACCAAUCUGUUUUGCUUCCCGCUCUCUUAGCGAAACUGAGCAGCGUUAUGCAGUAAUCGAGAAAGAAGCACUUGCCACUACAUGGUCCUGCGAGAAGUUUGCCCAGUAUGUUACUGGUCUCCGAUUUACUGUGGAAACUGACCACAAACCACUCACUACACUCUUGAACUCAAAGGAACUUGCAAAAAUGCCUGCACGCAUACAACGGUUUCGACUUCGCCUCAUGCGAUUCAACCCUCAUGUUGUCUAUGUACCAGGAAAGAAUCAAGUAACCGCUGAUGCUUUGUCACGGGCACCUUUCGACCAAGCAGAUCUAUCAGAUGAUGAACUAUCUAAGGAAGUAGAACUAUUUGCAAUUAACACUAUUAACAUUCUACCAGCCACUCCAAACAAUCUAAAACAAAUCAGUGAAGCACAAAAAGCUGACGAAGAAUGCUCACUUAUCAGGGAAUACUGCAUGGGAGGAUGGCCUGCCUACAUGCCUCAUAGCCCUAUACUACGCCCCUACUGGGAAGGAAAAGCACACUUAUCGGUUGUCGACGACUUACUACUAUAUGAUGAUCGUCUAGUUAUCCCUCGAAGCAAAAGAAUGGAAAUCCUCGAAAAAAUACACACUGGUCAUCUUGGAAUUACCAAAUGUCGUUCACGUGCAUCUCAAUCUGUCUGGUGGCCUGGUGUACACAACAGCAUCGAGGAAAUGGUCUCUAGGUGCAAUACUUGUGCCAAGCAUCGACCAAUGCAGAGAGAACCUCUCUUAACUUCCUCAUUCCCAUCACGUCCCUGGGAGAAGAUCGGAGCUGACCUAUUUGAUCUCAAUGGUAAAACUUUCAUAGCUAUUGUUGACUACUACUCACGAUGGCUGGAAAUCAAGAAAGUUCUCAAUGAAACAUCUGAGAGCAUUAUACAGAUUCUAAAGGACGUAUUUUCAACACAUGGUAUUCCUGACAUGAUGAUUUCAGAUAAUGGUCCUCAGUUUGCAGCAGAGACAUUUCGCAACUUUGCUAAGGACUAUGGGUUCCUACACGUCACUAGCUCACCGAAGUAUCCACAGGCUAAUGGGGAGUCUGAAAGAGCUGUAGACACAGCAAAAAGAUUGCUAAAGAAGAAUGUCGACCCGAACCUUGCUCUUCUAACAUACAGAUCUACACCACUUCAGAAUGGUCUAUCGCCCUCUGAACUACUGAUGGGUCGCAGACUGAAGACACAGUUGCCUGUACUUCCAAGCACAUUAAAGCCAAAAGCUCAGGAUCUCCAAACAGUCAAACAGAAGGAAGACUACUAUAGAAGUAAGCAACAAGAAAACUUCAAUCAACACUACAGAGCAAGAAAUCUACCUCACUUACAAGAAGGAGACAAAGUAUGGAUAAGAGAUCAAAACAAAGAAGCUGAAGUUGUCUCAAAGACCCAACAUCCUAGGUCUUACCUAGUUAAAACAGAGAAAGGUGUCUUACGUCGUAACCGUUCAGCACUGGUGACUCUAAGUACUUCUACUGAUCAGCCGUCUCCUGAACCUGAACAGUCUCCUGAGCCUCAACAACCGAAACCUCAACAACCAACAGACCCAACUUUGACUACUACUCGUCAAGCCUCGACUGACAUUGCAACUUCACAACCAGUAGUUACACGCACUGGCAGGGUUGUUAAACCGCCAAACCGUUUAGACUUGUAG